Messenger RNA from Chironomus riparius, 781 nucleotides. The record is from the annotation of a GenBank genome assembly. Lineage: Eukaryota; Metazoa; Arthropoda; Insecta; Diptera; Chironomidae.
AAAUUAAUCCAAAAGUGUGCAGCAGUCUCAAUUCAAACACCAAGAUGAGAACACAAAAUUUUAUUUUCCUAGUUUCAACUUUUAUGUUGUGUGCAGCAUGGUACAUACUAAGUGCUUCAGCAUUCAAUGGACAAGAUAUGUUCACAUGUGAUGAGACAACCUCACAGUUUCUAGCAUCUCAGAUCACUAAGAGAAGAGUUGAAGGAGUUCCUGAUGAAUCAGAAUGUGGAGUAAAUGAGACCCUCCAUAUCCCUGGCGUUACCAACUAUUGCCUCGAUGGAUGCGACACUGAAUGUGUCUGUAAGCCUGGCUACAUCAGAACUAACCGAAAAGGAUGCAUUCUACUUGAAGAACAUGGAAUGAAAUGCAACAAUUCCGAAGUCGUCGUUUGUGGAGUGAAGUUGUGCGAAAAGACGUGUGACCUGACACCGCAUCCACUUUGUGAACUUAAUUACUAUAUAUGCAGAUACACAUACUACUGUGGAUGUCAGGAAGGAUAUAUAAGAAUUAAUGGAACACAAAAGUGUAUCCCCAAUAGUCGAUGUCCAGCACGACUUUAUGAGAAGCCAGCUUAUGAGGAAUUGCAAUUUGGGUACUAGUAAUUUGAUAUUUUAUCAACAUUGGGUUUGGGUAGGCAUGAUGAAGAUUUAACAAUUCAUAUUAAAUUGACAGAAAAUAAAUAAUUUUUUUUAAUGAUUUUCAAUUCAAAGAACCGCCAACCUACAUAUCAAGUUUCAGAUAAAAUCUAUAAAAGGCAUUCAACAAUUUUCCAACAUUUCCG